Molecule: messenger RNA, 4517 nt
Organism: Bemisia tabaci
Lineage: Eukaryota; Metazoa; Arthropoda; Insecta; Hemiptera; Aleyrodidae
Source: RefSeq, a predicted model, not a curated record
AGAAGAAAGUGAGGUUAUGUUUAUAUCAACUGAUCUGAUGAGUACUCCCCAUAAGUAAAUAUGUACUCGGUUAAUUACGUCUUUUACUAAUCCCUUGUCGACUAUCCUUUGGGUUACGUCUGAUUUUUCCACCUCUGUUACCCUGCGCGGGUCAAUUUUAAUUCAUCCUCACCAUUCAGUAGAUCAGGUCAAACGGAAGUGCGUGUUAUUUACAUUAAAGUUGACGACUUAUCAUCUACUUAUGUCAUCAACAUCAAUCAGUGCUUCAGUGCUCACAUUCACAGCGUUACUUUACUUCACUUUGUGAUAAAUACCAAGUUUGUGAUUAACCAUCAAUGCUGGAAGAAGUAGCCGUAAAUUCAAUCCGGACUUCCAACCUUGUAACUAGAAUAGUUGCAGUCAUGAUGCCCAGGUCUAAGAGAUAUUUCAGCUGGCAAGAAAUUUUUCCUCCCGGAAAUCAUAGUAUGAAGCCACAAUCAGCUAAGUGGUCACAUCUAGGACUAUCACCGAAACAUUUUACCGCUCACUUUAAUGGUGCUCUGCUGGGAACUUGAGGAUUGUCGAUGGGUAUAUCUUAAGCAUCGCCGUUGUUAUCCAGUUCGCUGGAGAACGAGGUGGCUGGAUCUUCUCGGAUAGUCAAAGUGGGUUCAAUUAUGUUUAUCACAGGGUGCGGAAUGGCACAGUUUAUUGCAAAUGCAUAAACCACUCGAUCGGAAGGAAGCGUGCCAGAAAGAAGAAGCCAGUUUGUGAUGGGCGAGGUAAAUUUGAGUUAGCAUGGGCUAACGAAGAAGAUGCUGGUAUCCUUGUCUCCCCAACACAUCCUCAUACAUGCCAACCAGAUUUUGACUAUAAAUACGUCUGUACCUUCCAGAGACAUCUACUGCACUACGCAUACCACAAUCCAUCAUUGCAGCCGAUGCAGAUUUGGUGCAAUGUUUCUCGCGAGUACAGCAAAGAAAUUACAGGGCGCGCUCACCUACACAAAAUGAGGAGAUCCAUCAACAGAGAGAGGGCCAAACAUCAGGCAACUCUACCUAGAACUUUUGAGGAAUUGGAGGUAGAACUUCAGAGGAGCUCCUUAGGGAGGACCCUCGACGAAGGCAAUCCAGUUUUCUUCCAAGAGAGGCAAGAAAUACAAGACCAAGGGGAGAAUCUAAUUUUCUACAGCCAAGGAACUGCAGAGGAAUUCUUCGCAAGAGGAAAUGGACUGUACCACGUUGAUGCUACGUUCAAAGUGGUCCCCAGGACUUCAGGAUGUACACAGCUACUCGUCAUAUUUGGCGUCAAAAAUGACCAUGCUGUUCCUGUAGUUUUUGUUUUAAUGAGGCGGAAGACCAAGGCUGCAUAUUUGCAAAUUUAUAACCACCUGAAAAGCAAGUUCCCCGAGAUGAAUCCCCGGACGUUUAUAACAGACUUCGAAACUGGCAUGCAGGAAGCUAUCAGGGAAUCCUUCCCCAAUGCCAGCAUAGUGGGCUGCUGGUUCCAUUAUGCUCAGAACAUUUUGAAGCAUGCUCGCAUGCUGGGUCUCACUCCGAUACUUCUAGAAGAGGCUGCUGCAAAGAUUUUUAGUUUGUUGCUAGUGCUUCCAUUAUUACCCCCCAAUGAAAUCCUGAGUGGGCUAGAGGACGUAAUUAAAGCAGCGAAGGAUGCAAAUCUCGGUGAAAAACUUAAGCCUUUAACGGACUACAUCAGUGAAACCUGGAUCCACGGCAUUGGUACGGAGUUUUUAAGUGUAUGGAGGCAACCACAGCGGACUAAUAAUAAUUCUGAAAGUUUUGCUGCCCUGUUGUUAUCUUUCAUACGGGCAAAACCUGGACUUUGGGAUUUUUUCAGUAAACUGCAAGAUAUAGAGCAUUUCUAUGCAAGCCUGUUGGAAGGAAUGCGCCAGGGAAACAUAGGUGUCCGCCCACAGAAAAUGAAGUAUGUAGUUCAAGAUGGACGGAUUCGAACAGCUUCAAUUGCACUAGAAAGAGGACGCAUCAGCCGCAUGGACUUUUUAAAUGCAGUGAAAUAUGUCACUAAGACACUUGUAAACGGAGAAGUUGAGAAGGCCAAAAAGAGAGGAUCAGUUGAAGAGGAAGCAGACGAUAAUGAUGAGAUUAUUGGACAGGUUGAGCCUCCUGUGGGUCGUCCAUUUGUGGAAGCACUUGAAAAAUUAGGCAGCACAAGAAGAUUUUCUGGAAAACGAGGCAUCUCUGGAAAAGGCCGUCUACAAAGGGGAAUUUCUAGACCGGCUCCUCUGCGGAAAAAGACUUCUCAUCGGCAAAGAAGGAAAGCUGUACCGAGAGGUGGCAUAAAAAAGCAUGCUAAGAAGCCCAUGUUGAAUAAAGAAGUUCUCGUUUUUGACCGUCCUGAGCCCAUAAUUGAACCUGUUCCUCAAGGAUCAAAAGAUAACCCUGAUAAUGGUCUAAGAGUUGUUAAUGCCAGAAAGAAGAGCUCAAUUUUUUUAAUGUUUGGAAAUACUGCUGAGGAAAAAUCAGAAACAAAGAAGGCCUCUCUUCCUGCUGCAUCUUUAGCUAUCGAAAAUGGACCAAUGAAUCAUGCCGAUCAACUAAGCCGAGAACAUUUUAUUGGAACAGUACAUAAAAUCGACGGAAAUCUUAAUACAGCAAGAUGUAUGGAGCCGGCUAUGACAAAUUCUACCUUAAUUCCUGAGGCACAUACUCCAGCAAGUUACUCGGAGCAUCACUUAUAUGAUUAUUCUCAAGGUAGCGAUACACAAAGUGCUUCAAAUUUCAGCGAUACACUAACUGCUUCAGAAUUUAGCGAAACUGCUUCAGAAUUCAGCGAUACUGCUUCAGCAUGCUCAGAGGCUCCAAAUGCAGUCAUUGAUGCCCUGUUCGCUGAAGCAGGUCCAGUGCUAGAGAGUUGUUCAGUUCCAGGUGCUGGUGAAAAUAUUCAGCCUGAUCAACAGCAGUCCGCCUCCUCUUAUUUUGCAGCUUUCAACCCCGAAGAAGAUUCAGAUGAAGCGGUCCCUCAUGUUGAUGAAAGCCGAUUGGUCCCUCCCCAGUCCAGUGCGAACAGCCGAGAUGAGCUCUUAAACUUGAUGUACGAGGAGGCUCAAGAGGCCGGUUCAUUUCUGGCUAAUGGCUCCGGUGAGAAUUUUCCAAGUGAUGUGCCACCUCAUAUUGAUGAAAGCCUGUUGUCCCCUCUCCAGUCCAGUGUGCCAGAUGAUCCAAAUGAGCUCAUCAACAUGAUGUAUGAAGGGGCCAUUCAAUUUCUAACUGAUGACUCCAGUGAGAACUUUUUAGGUGAUGUGCUCCCUGAAAUUGAUGAAAGCCAGUUGAUGCCUCCCCAGUGCAGUGCAGUCCAGCCCAGUCCAGUGGAUCAAGAUGAGCUCGUCAAACCAGACAAGGAGACUCAAGAGGCCAAUCCAGCUAAAGACUCCGAAGAACCACCCGCCAUUGAGCUACAAGAUGGAAGUGAGGCAGAGACUCCAUCUGAGUCAGGAGGUGAGGAGACACUUAACUAUCUUGAACUGGAGCCAUCGGCUUUUGAUAUGGAAAAGGUUCCAUACUUGGGGAAAUUCUUAACUACAGAUGAGAUGAGAGCAGGCUUGGCUGCACUGAAGAGGAUGAAAGAGUUGAUGCGUGCAAUCAAUGAAAUUGAAAAUAAACAUAUAAGAACAAUUUUCGAUGACCACAUGAUUCCGCUUGAAGAGCAUCCAGGAUAUUGCGACCUUCAAGCGGAAUACCAGGCCAUCCAGUCCCGGCUGACCCUGGAUAAACCUGGGGAGAAUGUUCCUGAUGACUACUUUGAAAGUUUCAUGCCCCCUGCUAAGUCCAAUAGGAAGAAAAAAUUCAAGGGCAAGAGGAAGAGCAAUUGCAAAAGGAGGCGCUGAACUGCUUCUGAAAUUGUCACCGUCCGGGGAAAGUAUCACAAGUGCCAUUUUUACCGAAAUUAAGUUAUGAAUAGUCUCAAAGUAACUCGAUGCAUUCACAUACGAAAAUUAUAAUUGUAUUUAGAACAAAAAUUGAGAACUAUGACUAAAAAUCGAUGAAAGUUGAUGUACUUCCGCAUCACAAGCUCCAACAGGCGCCAAGUUCCGUAACAGCCCACCUUUCUGAUCCUUUACAAUUUUUGUUACAGCAACCCUUGGAAUGACUCAAAGCUAAAUUAUUUUCGUAUGCCAUUAUUUGCAUCUCGUUAUUUAGAGCAUAAUAUAUAUUUUUAGAAUGAAAAUAGAUAAAUAUUGAAAAUACUCCGUAGAAGAUGAUGAAUUUUUGUAUCACAAAGCCACGGUUCGUUAGAACCAAAGUUAAUUGAAAAAACGUAUUACCAGCGGUUUUCCUUCGGAACCUUAAAGUAGGACGUGACCACGUUAAUUUAGGCCCUAUACGAAAUAAUUCGGUCAAGCUCCUGGAGAAUAAAAUCGAUUUGAAGAUUUUUACUCCUAAAUUGGCUGAAAAUUGCUGAUUUCGGAGCAGAUAUUCCAUUAGCAGAAUGAGGCAAUGUUGUUUUUGAUGUUUCAGAGUUGGGGGAGGGUGCAAUAAGUUUUUAAGCCCCCUCCCCCCAAA